AUGUCCGCUAAAGACCGCUCGGGAAUUGUCUACCACAUCCAACAGGGCGACAUUCCGGUCUCCUCUUCCCAGAUCCUCGAUCUAUCGCUCCCAUGGUCUCAGCUCAUCGCUCUCGAUCUCAGAGCCAUCUCGCUGGCGCCAAACGUCGUCCUGGUGCUUAUGCAUCGUACCGCGAUGUCGUUGCAGGAGGCAUGCUUCCAUGUCAAUCCCACCACUAACGCACCGACCACUACUGCGCACCGACCUCUAAUGGAUCCGCCCGACGUCAGAAUGACGGCGUUAAAGAAGUUGAUCGUCAUUUUUGGAGGGAGAAGGACGGAGGCGGGCUUCUUCCACCAGGUUCUCGCAUGUCGGUUGAAGGAACUGCGCGUUGAAAUGACGAUCGCAAGCACUGAUGGGUGGAAUCUCCCUCUCUUCCGCCCCCUCAUCGCGUUAUGCUCAAAGAAGUUGGAAGUACUCGAGCUCGUCGACUCUCAAGGGCAUGCCGCCGUCCUUCCACGCACACCUGAACGUCGUCAACUCACGUAUCUGGAGCUCGAAGCCCUGCUUCAGUUCGUAUCUAACCUCCACACCCUCCGCCUCCCGCCCACCCUGUUUCUCCACUCCGCCACCCUCCGCAAGCUUGCAAACGGACACCUUUUGCCCUCGCUCAAGGCUCUCGAAGUGACGGCCAGUAGCCUCACAAAUGCGGAAGAUAUCAUGUUUAUGAUCACGGAGCGGGUUCUGGUCAUCGAGGCUGCGAGACGUGGUGUUGGGACGUCCACCAUCAACGUCGGCGGGUCCUUGGAGGAGGGGGAGGAGAGCCACGUCGAGGCCAUUACGAACGUCGUCCUUCAUAUGACGCUCGCCGAAAGGAGCGCAUUCCUGAAGGUUGUUAUUCCGGAGUAUCUUUCCGGUCUCGGAGGCGUGGAGAUUCAUGUCGAAGCCAUGUGGUGA
Cyclocybe aegerita is the source of this 936-nucleotide messenger RNA. The record is from the annotation of a GenBank genome assembly. Lineage: Eukaryota; Fungi; Basidiomycota; Agaricomycetes; Agaricales; Hemipholiotaceae.